Molecule: messenger RNA, 4073 nt
Organism: Pangasianodon hypophthalmus (striped catfish)
Lineage: Eukaryota; Metazoa; Chordata; Actinopteri; Siluriformes; Pangasiidae
Product: UDP-glucuronosyltransferase 2C1-like
Exons: 2
Coding region: 901-2478 (525 amino acids)
Molecular function (GO): UDP-glycosyltransferase activity
Source: RefSeq, a predicted model, not a curated record
AUAUGCCAAUAUAUGUGUGGUAUCAGUUUUUCUACAUAUUCACAACCAGACUGAGGUCUGAGCUUUGACUUGGCUGUUCCAACACAUUCAGGUUCUUGGUUCUGAAUCCAGUCUAGUUUUGGCAGAACGCUUAAGCGUAGAGUGCAAUGCAUAAUUUUAGCCCCAAUUUCCCAGUUGUCAACAAAUUUUGGGGCUCAACAACUACUACCCCCUCGCCACGUUCCUGACUCGGUGCCAACUCACUGCAACCACUUGGGUAUUGUGAACAGUUCAGUGAGGUUCUGAUAUUUGUCUGAUUUUCUGGCCGAUGAAUUCAGCAGUGUGAGCACCUCUGAGACUAGUACAGAUUGCUGGACUGACCACAUGAUUAUGUCCAAACUCCACAUGACAGUUUGACCAUCUUUCUGACUGCAAAUGACCAGCAAGAGGUGGCUACCUUGUGCCCAGCUAAGGGCAAGUGAAGCUAGAGAUGAGUUUUGGCUCUCCUUAGAUGAGAAUCUAAGGGAGAUUGUACCAUCUUUGACUUCAGCGUCCAUGGCUCAACAGUGGGAUUCUAUAAGCUCUGCAUUUAAUAAGGCAGCAGCCCAGAAUCAGCUACUGAGGCAAAAAAUGUCAAGAUUUUGAUAAGGUUUAAUGAGAAGUCAGAGACCAUCCUCUGCUUGCUGGACAAUAUGUAUAAAGCACAUACACUGCAAAAUGGUAUUUUAGCAAUGAAAAUUAUCUGAUGACUAUAUUCAAGAUAUUUUCAUUUGCUGUCAUUUUUUCAGAGUGUAGGACAUCCUUGAACAAACUGUCAUCCAAGGCCCUCAGGCAGCAGUGGCAUAAAGCUUGCAGGGAGGUACAACUGCUUUCAAGAGACUAUCCACCCUCUUCAGCUGUGAAGUCUGACCAGGUACUGCAAUGAAUGGACGAAAAAUGCAAAACUCUGGCCUGGUCUUGCUCACCAUGGUGGUAGCCUCAGUCUAUACUGGGAACAUUCUGGUCUUCCCUGUGGAUGGCAGCCACUGGGUCAACAUGAAAAUCUUGAUUGAGGCUCUUCAUGCGAGAGGUCACAAUGUCACAGUCAUACGACCUUCGGACAGCUGGUACAUUGAAGAAAAGUCCCUGUUUUACACUUCCAUCACUUUACCAAUCAAAGGGAACUUUGAUCAAGAAUUCUUUCAGAGUGCUAUAAUUAGGCUCUUGGAAAUUAAAAGGGAGGGUUCCAUGUGGACUCGUCUGAAACUCGAGAAGGAGAUGUUGGACAAAGCAGUUGAAAUGGUGGAGAAUGAGAGAAAAUUGUUGAUCAGCAUUACUGAAGAUCAGGAACUAAUGCAGUCCCUAAGAGAUGCCAAAUAUGACGUGUUUAUUAGUGACCCUGUUUUAAUGAGUGGUGUCAUGUUAAGUCAUUAUCUCAAUCUGCCACUUGUACUUAAUGUUCGGUGGACCGUAUAUAACGAGGGACAUUUUGCAAUCGCUCCCUCACCACUUUCUUAUGUACCAUUUCCAAUGAUAGAGCUGUCAGACCAAAUGAGCUUUUUCGAGAGAGUGGUAAAUGUUGUCAUGUACAUUGUAACUGAAUUACAGGUUAAGUAUUUUAUAGCUUCAAAAUACAAUGAAUUGUGUAAUCAGCUAUUUGGUCCAGGAGUAGACUUUGUUGAGUUAGUUCAAGGAGCAGAUCUGUGGCUGUUCAGAGUCGAUUUUAUCUUUGAAUUUCCACGCCCUACGAUGCCAAAUGUUAUCUACAUUGGUGGUUUCCACUGCAAACCAUCCAAACCUCUUCCACAGCAUCUUGAGGACUUUGUGCAGAGCUCUGGUGAACAUGGCAUCAUUGUCAUGUCUCUGGGAACUUUGGUUGGUCAGCUUCCUCAUGAUGUAGCCAAUUUGAUAGCUGAGGCUUUUGCAGAGCUUCCACAAAAAGUUAUUUGGAGAUAUAAAGGGGAAAGACCUUCCACAGUUGGGAACAAUACCUUAAUAAUGGACUGGAUACCACAAAAUGAUCUCCUUGGCCACCCUAAGACCCGCGUGUUUGUAGCUCAUGGUGGAACCAAUGGAAUUCAGGAAGCUAUCUAUCAUGGCGUUCCUCUAAUUGGUUUUGGACUCGUCUGGGAUCAGCCUGACAAUCUUGCCAAAAUGAGGGUGAAGGGAGUGGCAAAGAAUGUCAAUUUUGCAACUGUGGACAAAGACUCCUUCCUUUUAACUUUGAAAGAAGUUCUCAAUAACCCUUCAUACCGGGACAAUAUGCAAAGACUCUCCAGACUCCACAGAGAUGUUCCAGUAAAACCAUUAGGCAAUGCUGUCUUCUGGAUUGAGCACACGAUGAGGCAUGGUGGUGCAGCUCAUCUACGAACAGAAUCGUACAAAAUGCCCUGGUAUUCUUACCACUCCGUAGAUGUGUUACUCUUCCUGCUGUCUGUUCUUUCAUUUAUUGCCUUCACCUCAUUUGCAAUCAUCAGAUAUGUCUGCUAUAGGCUGUGUAUGAAGAAAAAAAACAACUAAACUAGAAUACGCUUUACUUAAAAAUAUCAGAGAACCCACCUUAAGCAUAAGACUAACUGUUUAGAAUAGAAUAGAAAAGAAUAGACUAGAAACUGUAUGGCCAAAAGUAUGUGCACCCCGACCAUCACACUCAUAUGUGCUUGUUGAACGUCUCACUGCAGAUUUAUUCCCGUGUGUUUGCUGUUAUAAUGAGCUCCACUCUUCUGGGAAGCUUUCCACUAGAUGUUGGAGCGUGGCUGUGGGGAUUUGUGAUCAUUCAGCUACAAGAGCAUUAGUGAGGUCAGGCGCUGAUGUUGGGAUGUCGAGGAGGUCUGGGGUUCAGUCGGUGUUCCAGUUCAUCCCAAAGGUGUUCAGUGGGGUUGAGGUCAGGGCUCUGUGCAGGACACUCGAGUUCUUCCACUCCAACCUUCACACACCAUGUCUUCAUGGAGCUCGCUUUGUGCACAGGGGCAUUGUCAUGCUGGAACAGGUUUGAGUCUCUUAGUUCCAGUGAAGGGAAACUGUAAAGCUACAGCACACAGAGACGUUCCAUACAAUUGUGUGUAAUAGUUUGAGGAAUAACCACAUAUGGGUGUGAUGGUCAGGGGUGCACAUACUUUUGGCCUUAUGUGUUCUGUGUAAAUGUACAAUUGAGAAUUUAACAGUUAUGUACACUAUUCCCCUAAUCCCCUGAAAAUAAAUAAACAUCUUGAAACUGGGUUUUUCACUAAGGGCCGUAAUCAAAGAUGGCGACUUAAGACUCGUAUUUGGACUCGGGUUACGCGCGUACUUAAGUGAAUUUUUUGAGCUCCACAUUCAGAUUAUUAAAAUCACCAGCGUGUACUUUACACCUCUGAGGUUGCCAGAUUUUUCUUGAGUAUAAGUGUCCAAGAAGGGGUUUUUAAACAGUGUCUACACUUCAAUUCAAUUCAUUUUUAUUUGUAUAGCGCUUUUUACAAAGGUCAUUGUCUCAAAGCAGCUUUACACAAACAAAAGUAAAGUGAAGUGUGUGUGUGUGACGUCUCUGAUGAGCAAGCAGGGCGACGGUGGCAAGGAAAAACUCCCUGAGAUGGUGAUAGGAAGAAACCUUGAGAGGAACCAGGCUCAACAGAGAACCCAUCCUCAUAUGGAUUUACACUGUAGUGUGCGUGUGUGUGAGCACAAUGUGUGUUGGUGUAGUCCAUGGAAAACAGCUGAAGCGUUUUCGUGGCAGUAUGAAGCAUACACCACUGCCUUUAAACACAAGCUGGGAUUUGCAUGUGCAGGGCGGAAUUAGACCAAAACAGAGGAUUGUCUUAGUUAAGCACAAUUCUGACCUUGGACUCAAGAACAAUUUUCUUGAUCACAAGGUAUAAUAUAGUCAGAGUAAUUCAUUAAUCAGGAAUGCUCUUUGCUCUUUCACACCCACUUGAAUGAACUUAUUUGGCUUAUGGGAUCAUGUCUACGGCAUGUCUGCAUUUUUCAUUUCGUUUGACUACUGAAUAAUGUGCUUACUUUGCAAGUGAAUUGAUUUGUGGGCUGUUCAUGUAAUAAGUUUAUCCAUUAUAAAUUUGUGCUUAUGUAAUUUGCAUUUUGUAAUGUAUUUUUUAGAGAAAAAUAUAAAGUACUUUACCGAA